UGCCCCGCGCAAAAACUCCACCAAAUCCCAUCCUAAUCCGCCGCUGCUACGUAAUGACUAUAGCCCCAGGACCAAGCGGGACGGCGACGAGGAGUGCGCAGUGACGCGGGCUACACCGUAGCACUCCAGCUCCAAGCAAAGCCACCACCCGGUCCCGGUCUCGGGUCUCCCCUCCAGAAAAAGAGAGCACACAGCGCAAAGCAGAGCAAUUCAAAGAAGAAAAGAGAAGGGGGACGACGGAGAAGACAGAAAGGGAGAAGAAGAAGAACAACAACAAAGGAGGUCGCGAGGAGUUCAUCCAUUCAUCCCGCUGCCGGGAUAAAAUCUUGUGAAGGGCAUAAGCAUCGGGAGUGGAAUAGACUAAUCCUGCUGAACAAAAGAACCCAAGAGAGAAUCUGCUCUGGAUUCAUCUUUACCUACAACGGAGGGACUUCUGCAGAGUCGGCGACAUCUCCACUACCAUGGAAGCUCUCGAUAGCAUGCAUCACAGCAAUGCAAGCAUACAGCAAACCGAAAAGCCGGCAUCAAUUCCUUCUGAGAGUCAAGAUCCAUCCCCGGAAAUUCAAGAAAAGUUACCUCACAACUUGACAGAGCACCAGGACUUGAAGAAUCAUAUAGGUCAUACCGUACCUGCAUCACCAGAAACGUUCUCCCAGUUGGAUCAAGUUCAAGUAUCCGGCAGUUCAUCGAAUGGCAAGAUAGAUCUUACUACUUCAGCAAAUAAGACUGAAGAAAACAAUACAUCUGAGAAUGGUUCAUCCGGUCAUAGUACUCUGGUAACAACUGAAACAAAAUCUAACGGGGACAACAUAGAUCAUCACAAGAACAUUGCUGCCAUCCCAAAUGAGAAAGCAGAAACUGAAAGUAAGUCUGAAAGGCCAUACAGAGGUCUUGUUGACACUGCUGCACCAUUUGAGUCUGUUAGAGAGGCUGUCACCAAGUUCGGAGGAAUUGUUGAUUGGAAAGCAUACAGAACUCAUACGUUGGAGAGACGCAGGGCAGUGCAACUUGAACUUCAGAAAGUUCAACAAGAUAUCCCACAACUCAAAGAGGAUUCAGAAAAUGCCGAGAUGGCAAGGACACAAGUGGUUGAGGAGCUAGAGAGAACUAAAAGACUUAUAGAGGAGCUGAAGCACAAACUGGAAAAAGCAGAGAUUGAACUGGACCAAUCAAAGCAGGACUCUGAACUUGCACAGCUUAGGGCACAAGAAAUAGAACAUGGGAUUGAUGAUGGAGCUAGUGUAAUAGCCCAAACCCAGUUGGCAGUUGCGAAAGAAAGAAAUCAAAAGGCCGUUGAGGAACUGAAGUUGGUGAAGGAGGAAUCAAGAUCAACAUGUGAACAGUAUACUACCUUAGUAAGAGAAAGCGAUGUUGCAAUCAAACGAGCAGAUGAAAUUGCUUCUGCUGCGAAGGAAACUGAGAAGCGAGUCGAGGAACUCACUUUAGAACUAAUCGCAUCCAAAGAAACGCUCGAGUCGGCCCAUGCCGCACAUCAUGAAGCAGAAGAACACAGACUUGGAGCAGCUUUGGCAAAAGAGCAGGAUUGCCUGGCCUGGGAGAGAGAGUUACAGCAGGCACAAGAGGAGCUACGGCAACUCAAUGAACAACUCCUAUCCAAAACUUCUGUGGAGUCCAAGCUUGUUGAAAAUACCCGCAGUCUACUUAGCCUCAAUGCUGAGAUGGCCGCCUAUAUGGAAAGCAAAUCAAGUGAAGAAGUUGGAGCAGUUCACGAGAAUGGUUCUGAUGAAGCUAAAGAAAUCAGUAGGUCAAUCCAGCAAGCUCUAGCAUCAGCAAGAAAGGAGCUUGAGGAUGUUAGAGGAAACAUAAAGAAAACCAAAAAUGAAGCCAACUUAAUACGAGUUGCUGCAGAAUCACUCAAUUCAGAGCUGGAGAAGGAGAAAGCUUCACUUGUUACAUUGCAACAGAGGGAGAGUAUGGCAUCUAUAACAGUUUCUUCUCUAGAAGCUGAGCUCAACAGAACAAAACAGGAGAUAGAAAUGCUAUACACCAACGAAGCAGAAUGCCGAAGAAAAAUGGUAGAGGUUCCAAAGAUGUUGCAGCAAGCAGCCCACGAAGCAGAUGAUGCUAAAGUGGCAGCUCAAUCAGCACAAGAAGAACUGAGAAAAGCCAAGGAAGAAGCCGAGCAAACAAAGGCUGCUGCCACAACUGCAGAAAUAAGGUUACAGGCAGCUUUGAAAGAAAUUGAGGCGUCUAAGGCAUCUGAGAGGCUAGCACUAGUGGCAGCUCAAGCAUUGCAAGAGAGUGAGGAGGCAAGAAGUGUUGAAGAUUCUCCUAGAGGAGUGACAAUUCCAGUAAGCGACUACUAUGCCCGUAGCAAGAGGGUUCAUGAAGCUGAAGAGCUCGCCAACAAGAGGGUGGAGGCAGCGUUGGCGCAAAUAGAGUUGGCAAAAGAAUCGGAAUCAAGAAGCCUGGAGAGACUACAUGAAGUGUCCAGGGAGAUGGGCCAAAAGAAGGAUGCUCUCAAAAUCGCGUCACAGAGGGCUGACAGCGCAAAGGAGGGGAAACUUAAUGCCGAGCAGCAGUUGAGAAAAUGGAGAUCUGAACAAGCACAGGUUCGGAAAGCUCAUGAAGCUGCGAAACAUGCAGUUAAUCCUUUGAGUGCUGAACACAAGGCCUCUUACCAGGGAGAUAAGGAAGUUCUUACUGAAUCAAAAUUGCACAUGUCAGAUAACAGCAGGGAUGGAUUUGUUUCAGAAAAGAAGCUACAGAAGAAGAAAUCAUUCUUCCCGCAAAUGUUUAACCUUUGGUUUAGAAAGGCACAGACACAAACAUAGAGUUGGUCAUAUGUACAGAUGUAUCUUGCUUUACGCGUGCAGCGUAAAAUUGUAAAUGGUGUAAUAAGUCAAUAAAUUGGUUUUCCAGAACCUUAGAAUUUGUUGAAAGACACCACACAGUAGGGUGUACCGUUUGUUUUGUAUGAUUUCGGAAAUUUAUUGGUACUUAAACCCUUUCUAUA
Messenger RNA from Lolium rigidum, 2977 nucleotides. Its product is annotated as protein WEAK CHLOROPLAST MOVEMENT UNDER BLUE LIGHT 1-like. Lineage: Eukaryota; Viridiplantae; Streptophyta; Magnoliopsida; Poales; Poaceae. The record is from RefSeq and is a predicted model, not a curated record.